AUUAUAUAUAACUAUAUUUUCUAGCAAUCUGCUAUAUUUCAGUUUUAUACGAUCUGUAACUAUGAAGAUCCCCGAUGAUAACAUUUUGCCUUGGGGUUUGUUUGACUAGGUCAGGCGGCUGGACUCAUUCAUAAAGAAAUCUGGCGCGUCCAUAGAAGGGUUUUCUCUAUUACUGAUUACAUUGAUUUCAUACGUUGAGAAAAUGUCUGGAUCUCGCAAAUUUUUUGUUGGAGGAAACUGGAAAAUGAAUGGAAGUCAAGAAGAAAACAAAAAGUUGCUACAUAUACUCUCUGAUGCUCAUUUUGGUGACAACACAGAGGUUUUGAUCGCUCCACCUUUCGUAUUCCUACAAGAAGUUCGACGAACUUUGAAGAAAGAAAUACAUGUGGCUGCUCAAAAUUGCUAUAAAGUUCCAAAGGGUGCAUUUACUGGAGAAAUAAGUCCCGCAAUGAUAAAAGAUAUCGGUUGUGAUUGGGUUAUACUUGGGCAUUCUGAGAGGAGAAGCAUUUUUGGUGAAUCUGAUGAACUUAUUGCUGAUAAAGUUGAACAUGCAAUUGAUGAAGGUCUAAGUGUGAUCGCUUGUAUUGGUGAAACAUUAUCAGAGCGUGAAUCUGGUAAAACAGAAGAAGUAUGCGUAAGACAAUUAAAAGCUAUCGCAAAUAAAAUUAAAACAGCUGAUCAAUGGAAACGAAUUGUUGUAGCUUAUGAACCUGUAUGGGCUAUCGGCACUGGUAAAGUGGCUACACCACAACAAGCUCAAGAUGUUCAUCAUUUUCUUCGUCAAUGGUUUAAAACUAAUACACCAAGUGGUGUUGAUGAAAAAAUACGUAUUAUCUAUGGUGGAUCAGUGACUGCCGCCAAUUGUAAGGAAUUAGCACAUCAACCUGAUGUUGAUGGAUUUCUAGUUGGUGGUGCAUCAUUGAAACCGGAAUUUACUGAUAUAUGUAAAGCUAAAUAAUGUUGAACAUUGUUGAACAUGUUCUAUAAAAAUUUUUUCUUCUUGUUCCCCACCACUCCUCUUCAAUUUUAUCUCUUCUCUCAUAUCACUAUUUUCUCUCCUUUUUUAUGUCCAUUUUUUGUUUGCUUUGUUAUUAUUAUUAGUAAUAUCUCAAUAUUUACUGUAAAAAAAAACAAGACAUCCUUAUUAGUUCGAACCCCACAGUUGUUAUUAAUGAAGAAAUAAUAUAUGUUAAUUUAGUUCAUUAUUUCAGUUAUUAUCCAUUAAAAUUUAAAUUUGUUAUGUUCUAAAUAUACAAUGAAAUAAUUU
Schistosoma turkestanicum is the source of this 1267-nucleotide messenger RNA. The record is from the annotation of a GenBank genome assembly. NCBI's taxonomy places the organism in Eukaryota, Metazoa, Platyhelminthes, Trematoda, Strigeidida, Schistosomatidae.